Hyaloscypha bicolor E is the source of this 1715-nucleotide messenger RNA. Its product is annotated as iron reductase domain protein. Lineage: Eukaryota; Fungi; Ascomycota; Leotiomycetes; Helotiales; Hyaloscyphaceae. The transcript is spliced from 5 exons. Bases 170 to 1396 code for a protein of 408 amino acids. The record is from RefSeq and is a predicted model, not a curated record.
CCCAGCCCCUACUCGGAACGGACAAGGAGGAACAUAUAUGAUGAUCUGCGCUGCGUAAAAAGGAAAUCGAUAGCUUAAACGCUCUUCCAUCUCAUCUUACGGCACAAAGCCUCGCAUCCUCAAUUAACUUCACGACCCUUCACGAGUAACGAAAUAAUAGAAACGAAAUAUGGUGCGAAUAGGCUCGGCACUGGCCAUUGCGGGCUUCUUCAUCACAACGACUACAGCCGUAGUAACAUCGGUUGCUUCUGGAUUUGUUGCCAGCGACCAAACCAUUUCCUUUGCGCUCAACAUCCCCCAAAAUGACUCCAACAAUGACCUAUACUUUUCCAUGCAGGCUUCUGCCAGCUUCUCGUGGAUGGCCAUCGGAAUGGGAAACGACAAGAUGGACAACACCUUGAUAUUUAUGGUAUACACAGACUCCACCGGAAAGAACGUAACGAUUUCGCCCAGACUGUCAUCUGGCCAUACCGAGCCCUCCUACACAAAAGACGUCACCAUCCAAGUCCAGCCUGGCACGGGCAUUGCGAAUGGCAAUAUGACAGUCAACGCUAUAUGCUCGAAUUGCAGGUCUUGGAAGGGAAGCAAAAUCGAUCCUGCGAAUACGGCAGAGAAGUUCAUAUUCGCAACCGGACCGGAUGGGAACAUAAACUCAAAUUCUCUCUCUGCGGGCAUCAAGCGUCACGCUUCAUAUGGAGCGUUCACGAUGGAUUUGACGAAGGCGGUUGGAGCUGCACAGAUUCCCAUUGUUGCGACAUCUGAUUCUUCCGGCACGGUUCAGACACAGGAUACGACAGAUCAUGAUUUCUCUGCUCCUCUCCACGCCUGUGUCAUGAUUUUGGCUUUUGUGGGACUUAUGCCGGCUGCUUUCUUGGGAAUCUAUGCCGGAACGAUGUACAAUAGGUCCAAGAGCUGGAAUUCCGCUCAUCAGAUCUUCGGUAUCUUCAUCAUAUUCGCCAUGGUCGGACAGUUCGCCCUUGGAUUCCUGCACCACCGAAUGUACAACAAAACACAAGCUCCCACAAAGCUGGCCCCAUACCACGUCUGGCUCGGCCGAGUUGUAAUCCUGGCGGGAAUCACCAACGGCUUCCUCGGAUUCCCUCUCGCUCUCAACUCAAAAUACAACUGGGCACUUCUCGCUCUGACUCUGCUCAUGGUGAUCAUCUUCAGCCCAAUUUGGUUCUGGAAAUGGCGAAGCGACUCCAAGAAGAGCCCGAUUGGAAAUAUGUCAGAUUCGGAUGGGUAUCAAAGUCAACCGUGGAACUCUGGACCGUCGGGCAGCAACAUCGAUUUAGGGAGUUAUAACAAUGGCCAGCAGCACCCGCCACAGCCGAUGAACUAUCCCCCGCCGAAUUACAGCUAUCAGACUCCGCAAGAGGGGAGAACAUUUGUUUAGAUGAGACAUGAUAGGCGUUAACUAGAUAUGAGGGACAUUGGGUAUGAUGGCAUUGCGAGGCGUUUGUUCGAGUAAGUUUGGCGUUAGGAGAUGGUUGAAGAUGCAUUUGUGUGAAGAAAAUACAAUUGGACAAUACAAUUCUGAUUGAGCGCCUUGCUCCUUCUAUCUGUUUGUUCUCCUGUGCUCGUGGAACAUGGUUCGUUUGCAGGAAGCCCUGAGCAUCGGCGGCCCAUUGAGGUGGCUUUAAAGUUGAAUGUCCCACGAGUUCUGGAACUUUAACUCCGUUUCUUCCGAACACGCUUUCCCUCCGAGAUAUUCC